GUGGACAAAGGAGUGGUGAUGGCAACCGGGAUCAUCGUGGCAGGCGGGACGAUUCCCGCGACCGAAGAAGCCGCCGCGACGGCUCAGCGGAUUCUGCCUCCCGGCGAGCCGACGGCGGUCGUCCGCGAGCCGUCAAGGCGGAUGGCGUAACAAGCAAAGACAGCGAGGACUCGCAGCCAGUUAAGUCUACACCGACCCAAGCCCAGACGGAGGCAGAGAAAAAGGCUGAGCGACUACGCAAACUCCAAGCCAUGAAGGAGAAGCAUGCCCUGAAGGAAGCCAAGGAAGCCGACGUCACCGCCGGGAGCACUCGGAUGCUCUUGGCUGAGAUGGACCAGAAGGCCAGCGGUACACCAGGCCCAAUUAGUCCUGCGCCGGGCUCGGCAAGUCCCGCCCCAGCAUCGCCAGCAGCCCCAAUGCCGUAUACAGGCAAGUUCGAUCCCAAAGCCAUCGUGAGAAACGCCAAAGGGGCCCGAUCCCAAUCUCCGGCCAAGCUGGGCGAUGUAAAGCUCGGUGCGCACGGCGCGAAGGCGCUAGGUAUCAAAACUGAGGCAAACACCAGAGGUGACGAUGGCUUACUGCCAGCCAACAGGGCAGUCAGUGCGUUUGGUUUCCAAAAAAGUGCUGACGCCCAGAAAUCGGCUUCGAAACGCAAACUGGACAUGGACGAUGAGGAGGUCAUCAAGCGCAAGCUCGUCAAACUCCCUGAUUUCGUUACCGAGAAUACCAACAGCACGGCAGAAGCAGAUGGUGACGCGGAAGACGACGGAGACGAAGACUUGGAUCUGCUUAUGGCUCGGAACGAGGAGGAGAUGGCAGAAGCUCACCGGAUUCUUCAGGAGAGGCGCGAUGAGCGCAUCCAGAAGGAAGGCAUGGCGAUGGAUGUUGACACGGAUAUGCCCAACGGGGAAGUCAAGGAUGAGCCGAUGCCGCCAGCUCCCGCCAUGGAUGAUCAGGAAGAUGUGGAUCCCUUGGAUGCGUUCAUGGCUGACCUUGAGCACACUGGCUCUGCAGGUGGUGUGGGCUCGAUACCUGUCAGGGAGCAACAUGGCUCCAAAAAGGGUUUUGAACCAGAGGCUUACUUCAGUGACGAUGAUUACCGUCACGAAGCGGACGAUGCCGAUCCGUCAUCUAUUCUUGCUAUGGCGGCCAAGAGGAAGAAGAAGGACAUUCCGAAACACGACUACAGCAAGAUUGAGCUCAACCCGAUACGAAAGAAUUUCUGGGUCGAGCCUCAGGAGCUCGCGCAAAUGACGGAAGAAGAGGCAGCCGACCUACGCUUGGAGUUGGAUGGUAUCAAGGUCUCGGGCAAGGACGUGCCCAGACCAGUGCAGAAGUGGUCGCAGUGCGGCCUCACCCGGCCCAUCCUAGAUGUCAUCGACGGACUCGACUACGAAAAGCCGACGCCGAUUCAGAUGCAGGCUCUACCUGUCAUCAUGUCUGGUCGGGACGUCAUUGGUGUUGCGAAGACGGGAUCCGGCAAGACGAUGGCCUUCGUCCUUCCCAUGCUCCGCCACAUCAAGGAUCAAGACCCCGUCAGCGGUGAUGACGGCCCCAUUGCAUUGAUCAUGACCCCUACCCGAGAAUUGUGCACACAGAUCUACUCGGACCUGUUGCCAUUCGCUAAGGCACUGAAGCUUCGUGCCGUAGCUGCCUAUGGCGGGAAUGCCAUCAAGGAUCAAAUCGCCGAGCUAAAACGAGGUGCCGAGAUUAUUGUCGCCACGCCAGGACGUAUGAUUGAUCUUCUGGCGGCGAACUCGGGUCGCGUCACCAACCUCAAGCGUGCAACCUAUCUUGUCCUUGACGAGGCGGACCGCAUGUUUGACAUGGGUUUCGAGCCCCAAGUAAUGAAGAUCUUCAACAAUGUCCGUCCGGAUCGCCAGACAAUCCUGUUCUCGGCAACGAUGCCGAGGAUCAUAGACGCGCUCACCAAGAAGGUUCUUCGAGACCCGGUCGAGAUCACGGUGGGGGGUCGUAGCGUGGUGGCGCCCGAGAUCACCCAAGUGGUCGAGAUUAUAGAGGAGAACAAGAAGUUUGUUCGUCUUCUGGAGCUCCUCGGCGAAUUGUAUGCCGACGACGACGAUGUCCGCGCGUUGAUCUUCGUCGAGCGACAAGAAAAGGCUGAUGACUUGUUGCGCGAGCUCCUGCGGCGAGGUUAUGGCUGCAUGUCUAUUCACGGGGGGAAGGAUCAAGAGGAUCGUAACUCGACCAUCUCUGAUUUCAAGAAGGGCGUUUGCCCUAUCAUGAUCGCAACAUCGGUGGCGGCGCGUGGCCUCGACGUCAAGCAAUUGAAGUUGGUCAUCAAUUACGACGCUCCCAAUCAUCUUGAGGACUAUGUCCACCGCGCUGGCCGUACCGGGCGCGCCGGCAAUACGGGUACAGCUGUCACCUUCGUCACGGAGGAGCAGGAGAAUUGUGCGCCCGGGAUCGCGAAAGCGCUCGAGCAGAGCGGACAGCCUGUUCCCGAGCGCCUCAACGAGAUGCGCAAGGCUUGGAGAGAGAAGGUCAAGUCCGGAAAGGCUAAAGACGCCAGCGGUUUCGGUGGGAAAGGUCUGGAGAAGCUCGACAAAGAUCGUGAGGCGGCGCGGAUGCGUGAGCGCAAGACGCACAAGGCCGAGGGCGAAGAGGAGGACUUCAAAGAAGAGGAGACGGCAGAAGAUGCGAAGACGGACAAGGCCAAGUCGGCCAUAGAGGCAGCUGUCUCGGCCAUUGUCUCUCGCGAUGCGGCCAAGACAGAUGCCGAAGCGAAAGUCGUUCCUGCCGACGGCGCAGCCAAAGGAGUCGCCGCAGUCGGCACCGGCAAGGGCGGCGCUCUGGACAAGGCUGCCUCUGCUAUCAGCGAAAUCAACGCGCGGCUGGCCCGUGCCGGCCAGCUCCGACCUGGUCAGCCGGUUGACAACAAGGGCCCUGAUGCCGGCGCGUUCCACGCGACGCUGGAGAUCAACGACUUCCCGCAAAAGGCUCGUUGGGCGGUCACCAACCGGACUAAUGUGGCUAAGAUCCUCGAGGCAACCGGCACCUCAAUCACGACCAAGGGCACAUACUACCCGGCCGGCAAGGAACCCGCGCCAGGUGGCGAGCCGAAACUGUACAUUCUCAUCGAGGGUGACACGGAGCUGGUGGUCGGCAAGGCGCUGUCAGAGCUCACGCGGCUGCUUAAGGAGGGCACGCUGGCUGCUGCGGACGCCGAGAGCCGGGCGCCUGCGAGUGGCAGGUACACGAUUACGUGAUGCGCUUCUCCCUCAUCGUUUCUGUUUUAUAGUUAAGUAUUCAGUAAGGUACCUAGUCUCUCAGUAAGCGUAGAGGCCAUUGGCUAAGGGGAGAACCUGUCGAUUACGCAAAAGGUCUCAGAAGGGCAUAAUGGAGCUAGA
Messenger RNA from Chaetomium strumarium, 3371 nucleotides. RefSeq lists its product as uncharacterized. Gene Ontology annotation, molecular function: RNA helicase activity; ATP binding; RNA binding. The record is from RefSeq and is a predicted model, not a curated record. The coding region runs from base 252 to 3230 and encodes 992 amino acids. The transcript is spliced from 2 exons. Lineage: Eukaryota; Fungi; Ascomycota; Sordariomycetes; Sordariales; Chaetomiaceae.